This is a messenger RNA of Pyricularia pennisetigena, 957 nucleotides long. RefSeq lists its product as uncharacterized. The transcript is spliced from 2 exons. The record is from RefSeq and is a predicted model, not a curated record. Lineage: Eukaryota; Fungi; Ascomycota; Sordariomycetes; Magnaporthales; Pyriculariaceae. Gene Ontology annotation, cellular component: endoplasmic reticulum membrane. Gene Ontology annotation, biological process: regulation of store-operated calcium entry. Bases 1 to 957 code for a protein of 318 amino acids.
AUGUUGCUCGAUUUUCUCUACCCCGCCGUUCUACUCCUGGCACUGAGCGGCCUUCCCUCCCCAGCCGCAGCUGCAAAGCCCAAGAAUGCCAUCCUCCUCUCAGAUGUCCAAUCCCUCACGCUCCGCGCGGGCCGCCAGACCUCGCACCGCCGGGUCGCGGCCAUGCCGCAACUCAAGUGUGUGUCGUCGCGGGCCUUGUGCUCGCUGCACGAGGUCGACACCAUGCGGUGCGUGAACCAGGGCUCCGGCUACGGCUCCGAGGACAUACAGUGGUCCUGCAGUGCUUCGCUCCCGCCCGAGCUCAAGCUGGGCAGCACCGAGGUCAUGUGCGAGGGCUACAGCUCUCCGGACGACCCUUAUGUCCUAAGCGGCUCCUGCGGCGUCGAGUACAGGCUCGUCCUGACCGAGGAGGGUGCGCGCCGCUAUCCGGACCUCGCCGCUGGCGGCGGCGGCGGCAGUGGAAGCGAUGGGUCCUUGCCGGCCUGGCUGUUCUGGGUCCUCUUCCUCGCCGUCGUCUGUUGGAUCCUCUACAGUGCAUGCACUGCCCAGCCUGGUGAGUUCCGUGGUCCGCGCCCCCGACGUAACAACUUUUGGGGUGGUGGUGGUGGCGGCGGUCCCGGUCCGGGUUUCUUUGGCGGCGGCGGCGGCGGAUGGAACGACCCCCCUCCCCCGUAUCCCGGAAACAAGCCUGCAGGUAGCGGUGGUGGCUGGCAGCCUGGAUUCUGGAGCGGCUUGGCUGGCGGAGCUGCGGCGGGAUACAUGGCUGCCAACCGUGGACGAAACACCAUGGACAAUAAUCGGGGCUACGGAAGCUUUGGAAGCAGCAAUACUUGGGGUGGCGGAAGUUCCUGGGGUGGAGCAGGUGGUGCUGGCCCUUCGUCAUCACGCGGUUCUGGAUCCAGCUCCAGUUCAUCCCGCUAUGAAAGUACGGGUUUUGGCGGCACAAGCAGACGUUGA